Molecule: messenger RNA, 959 nt
Organism: Antechinus flavipes (yellow-footed antechinus)
Lineage: Eukaryota; Metazoa; Chordata; Mammalia; Dasyuromorphia; Dasyuridae
Gene: LIN28B
Product: lin-28 homolog B
Exons: 4
Coding region: 1-777 (258 amino acids)
Molecular function (GO): zinc ion binding; nucleic acid binding
Source: RefSeq, a predicted model, not a curated record
AUGAGGUCAUUUAAGAAGAUUCCUUCAAGCCCAGGGGGGGCAAGUAAAGGUGGUGGAGACGAACCCGGGAAGCUGCAGGAGCAGGAAGAAGAGGAAUCCCAGGUUUUGCACGGAACAGGCCACUGCAAAUGGUUCAAUGUGCGAAUGGGAUUUGGAUUCAUCUCCAUGAUAAACCGAGAGGGAAGCCCCUUGGAUGUUCCGGUCGACGUGUUUGUACACCAAAGCAAGCUAUAUAUGGAAGGAUUUAGAAGCCUAAAAGAAGGAGAACCAGUGGAAUUCACAUUUAAAAAAUCUUCCAAAGGCCUUGAAUCAAUACGGGUAACAGGCCCUGGAGGGAGCCCCUGUUUAGGAAGUGAAAGGAGACCCAAAGGGAAGACACUGCAGAAAAGAAAACCAAAAGGAGAUAGAUGCUACAAUUGUGGUGGCCUUGAUCAUCAUGCUAAGGAAUGUAGUCUACCUCCUCAGCCAAAGAAGUGCCAUUACUGUCAGAGUAUCAUGCACAUGGUGGCUAAUUGCCCCCAUAAAACUGUUCCACAGCAGCCCACUAGUUCUCAGGGAAGACAUGAAGCAGAACCACAGCCAUCCACUUCGACUUUUCCCCGAGAAGUGGGAGGAGCCUAUGGCUACUCAUCUCCAUCGUAUUCUCAGGAGGGCCGAUCUGAAAUCUCAGAAUGGUCAGGCAGGUCACCUCAAGAAACUUCCUCGAGUAAGCUGUCCACCUCACCUGAAGAACAAAGCAGAAAGGGGCCUUCUGUUCAAAAAAGGAAAAAAACUUAAAGCUUUUUUGUCAUCAUUUUUUUUUUUUACCCAAUUGGGAUGUCUACCUCAUGCAAGUACAGGGGAAGUAAUUUUACCAUCAGCAGCUGACCUGAAAUUUUGACUACUGUUGAGGAACUGUGAAAUUUUUUUUUUAAACAGACAAAUCACUCUAAGCAAAUUAUAUUUAAGCAGGGUGUCAC